Molecule: messenger RNA, 1599 nt
Organism: Penicillium brasilianum
Lineage: Eukaryota; Fungi; Ascomycota; Eurotiomycetes; Eurotiales; Aspergillaceae
Source: the annotation of a GenBank genome assembly
AUGGGCGGCCCCGCAUUAAAUCCAGAGUCGCCGUUGACGGUCGGUGCUAUGGGAAGUAGGGGCACUGGCUUAGCUUGGCUCUCUAAUUCCGGUAUUGUCAAGCUGAACUUGAUGCUGGUUUUGUUCCAGGUCUCGAGUUAUGCGACGGGGUAUGACGGGUCUAUGAUGAACGGGCUGCAGUCGUUGACUACAUGGAAGAAUUCUUUUAAUAACCCUGGAGCUUCAGAGCUUGGUCUCCUCAAUGCGAUCCAAAAUGUCGGACAACUGAUCACAAUGCCCGUCUGCGCAAUCAGCUGUGACAAGUUCGGCCGUCGCCCAGUCCUUUUUGUCGGCGCCUUCAUUCUCCUGAUUGGCGUGGCCCUUCAAGCUGCAGCACAGAAUGUCGGCAUGUUCAUCGCUGCUCGAGGAAUAAUCGGCAUGGGACUCGUCCUCAAUAUCACAGCCGCGCCCCUACUUCUGUUAGAGCUGGCUUUCCCCAGACAGCAAGGUCCGCAGGUAGCUAUCUACAAUAGUUUGUGGAAUCUAGGUGCCUUAGUUGCCGCCUGGAUUACCUAUGGCACCUUUCGCAUCGAGAACACUUGGGCGUGGCGGAUCCCCUCGCUUCUUCAAGGCCUUUCCAGUGUGAUUCAACUGGGUCUCUGCUUUUUGAUUGAGGAAUCACCGCGAUGGUUACUCAGUAAAGAGCGUGACGAAGAAGCAAGAAAACUCAUUUGCAAAUACCAUGCCAAUGGCGACGAUUCGGACCCACUGGUCACGAUGGAGAUGGAAGAGAUUCGUACGGCUCUUCAACUCGAGAUGGAAGCGAGGCGUAAUACCUCUUACCUUACCUUCUUUGAGAAUAAGGGCAACCUCAGACGCUUUUUUAUCAUCAUUUCAGUGGGAUUCUUCUCGCAAUGGAGUGGUAAUGGUCUGAUAUCAUAUUAUUUAACGUUGAUUCUUGACUCUAUCGGUUAUACGGCGGAAAGCGCCCAGACUCUGAUUAAUGCUCUACUUACUCUGUGGGGUAUGAUCUGGAGUCUUUUAUUUGCUUUCGUUAUGAACCACUUCGGGCGACGCACGCUCUUCCUCAUUUCGACCGCUGGUUGUCUGGUUGUCUAUAUCGUCUGGACAGCCCUCGAGGCCACUUACGAAAUGAGAACAGCACUAGAUGGAACGGGAAGUGACAGCUAUGCAAAGGGAGUGUUGGCUAUGAUCUUCCUUUACAGCUUCUUCUUCUCCAUAGGCUGGACUCCUCUUCAAGUCACAUAUUGCAUCGAGAUCUUGCCAUUCGACCUUCGAGCCCGUGGCCUCGUACUUUACAAUCUCUGCGUGGCAGUUGCUGGUAUCUUCAACCAAUAUGUCAACCCCACCGGGGUCACCAGCAGCAAGUGGAGAUACUACAUCACCUAUGACGUUUGGCUGGCAGUUGAGCUCGUGGUGGUUUACUUCCUCUUUGUGGAAACCGGGAAUCUCAGUCUUGAAGAGACUGCUGUUAUCCUGGAUGGCGAGGAAUAUGAAAACAGGCUCAUUGGCGCCACCGCAUCUGUGGCCGAGAAAAAGCUGGGUGCCAAAGGAAAUACCCGUGUCACCGUUGAGACCAAAGAAACCUCGGAAAAGUAA